This is a messenger RNA of Hylaeus anthracinus, 2126 nucleotides long. RefSeq names its product dynein regulatory complex subunit 7-like. Bases 4 to 1968 code for a protein of 654 amino acids. Gene Ontology annotation, biological process: flagellated sperm motility. NCBI's taxonomy places the organism in Eukaryota, Metazoa, Arthropoda, Insecta, Hymenoptera, Colletidae. Gene Ontology annotation, cellular component: motile cilium. The record is from RefSeq and is a predicted model, not a curated record. The transcript has 10 exons.
ACUAUGCGCGAUUUGACGAGAACGUCGUGCCCCUAUUUAAAGCAACCAAAACAGUCCCCUGCAUCGCCGGUACAGAUUACCAUUUCUGACAAUAAGUACAAACUUGAACCGCCUACGGAAUAUAAGAGUCAAUUUUUGGCUCGGUUAGAGGACGAAGAGGAAAAACUAUUGCAAGAGAAAUUGCGACGACAGGAAGAGGAACAGCAGAGAUUAAUCAAAGAAUUAGAGCAGCCUCCGUUGGAUAAAUAUUGGGGACACAGAGUACAUGCUUGGGUAGCGAUUUUACCAGAGUUGGGAGGACUGAGAGAUCAAGAGAUUUCUCGGCCACUUUUUAUCGAACCUUCGACUGGUGUAUCCUAUAAACCAACGGCUGGUAACGCCGACGAGCUGUACUUGGGCGUAGAGAGUAUAUGGAACGAUCAGAAUUAUUGGGUGAACAUGCAGCCGUUCUCAAAAUCGUGCGCAAACAUAGUGUGGGAUUUAGGAAAAGUCGAACUAUGGGAGCAUGUGUUACCAGGAGAACCGUGGACAAUGCGUGGGGUAGGAGAAGCGAUCGAUGAGGAUUCUGCUAUACUACAAGAGAAGCAUUUAGACAUGCCUUUCUCCUAUGUGGACAAAAUAAACAUUAACGACCAAGAAUACGAAAAACGAUAUCCAAAUGGUAGGAAAACGAUAUUUUAUAAAAAAUCAAAAGUUGAACUUUAUGCACCAUACAUUCAAACGGACGGUCUGGUGCAAAGGAUCACUCUGUUUGACGAUUAUCAUUACGUGUCUUCUGUCGAGAUUCAAGAGACUUAUGCUAAUAGAUCGGACAAUCUUGUAGAAUCUAAAAGGAAUUUAAUCGAUGAAUCCGUUGUGGAUUGUUAUGAGAGGGGUCGGCCUGAUCAAUGCAAAGAGCAUCAGUAUUUGGAAAAUGGUCCUAACACGGUGGACGCCAAAAGGAGCCUGAUUUUUUAUCACGUUGCUCGUUUUGAUGGUCUGUCGCUACUCGAAAUGGAUCCGACUUACUUUACACAACAUUUUAUCGAUCGCGAUGAUCUUUUGUACUAUCGGCACGUGCAGUUUUCUCGAGAGAAGAGCGUCCCCAUCCCGAACGAUAUACAUUAUCGAUACAUUUGGAAAAUCAUCGAAGAGUUUGAUAGAAACGAAAGAAUCAAAGCCAGUAAAGACAUAGCGAUUCGUGAAUUCGCGAUAGGAGAUAACGAAAUACGUCUCGCGUAUCAUUAUAAUACAGGACAGUAUUCCAGAGCUACUAGAAUGUACGUGAAACCACCUUUGGCAGAAAGGGGAGAUCGAUUGAUUCUAAAUCCUGCUAUGACGCAAGGAUACAACCCCUCGGAUGAACCCGACAAAGCUCUCGAUUUAUUUUACGAACUAGAGACGCAACUCAAGGAGGAAGAUCAAUCUGUAACUCACGUUAGAAGUACCGAGGUUGAAGUAUUCAAUUUUUUGAAGACAAGGGACGACGAAUAUAUGAAACCAAAGUUGUUGGUAUCAGUUUUCAAGAAACACAGAGACGAGGAGUCGACGACAGAUGUACUCAUGAGUACCUGGGCACAUGCACAGAGCGAAAGAGACAUCACGGAAGACGCGGACUAUUUGAAACCAUAUUUGGCGCGUAUAGGAAAUCCAGCAGAGAUAUCUAAAGAUCAGGCUCAAUUAAUACAACACGAGUGUCUCAAUGAUUACAAACAACUGCUUGUGCAAAGAGCAAACAAAAUUUUACGGAAAUUCGACGCAUAUUCGCAAGAGUUGGAGAAAAUGCAGACGUUACUAACGCAGAGCGAAGAUUUAACCCACGAAGAAGAAGAGAAAAUAUUAGAGAAAAUGAACGAAAUCAAUUUCAUGUUAAUAACAUUAGAGACCAGAUUAAAUCGUCAUAGAGAUUUAGUUCCAAAACGAUACAGACAGUUAGUGAAUCACUUGCAACAAAGUCCAUAUCUGGCGUCACUCCAAAAAACUACAUGAAAGCAACAGAGUACUAAAUCAAAACACUGCUCUGCUGCCAUCUAAACCCAGAGAACCAGUUAUUGAUUAUUUCAGCUCAGUGGUACAACACAUCUUCCCUUUGCAAGCAUUUUUACUAUUUUUUAAUUGGAAAAUAUUUGUUCAAUAAUAUCAAAACG